CAGCCAAUAGCUGGAGGACUCCAGGCUGACACCCAGUUCUUGACUCUAGGCGGGUGCAGGCUUGCCAUGCAUAAAAGGACUUGUGUUCUAGCACUCUGGCUCUGCCUUUGGUUCAACCACAUUGGACGUUCCUCUGCGCAGCUUCGCCGUCACACUGAGCUGUAGCCACAUCUUUGGGUGUCUCAGGCUCUCCCUUCCUGAGAUGGACUCCUGCCUGAUCCAGGUGAACAGCAACACCACCCUGUCCUCCGUCCUAGAUGUCCACGUCAACCUCAAUGGGAAGAGCCCUUCUUUGCCCAAGGGAAAAGGCCGUAAGCCCCACUGGGCAGUCAGGGCUUCAGAAAUGUCUAGAAGGACUUUCAAUCCCAUUCGAGCCAUUGUGGAUGCCAUGAAAGUGGAGCCCAACCCCAGGAAAGCUCUGAUAUCUUUGUCCAUAGGAGAUCCAACUGUCUUUGGAAACCUUCCUACAGAUGAUGAAGUCACACGGGCCAUGAAAGAAGCACUGGACUCUGGAAAAUACAACGGCUAUGCCCCGUCUGUGGGUUACCUGUCUUGUCGAGAGGUAGUUGCAAGCUACUACAAUUGUCCAGAAGCACCUCUGAAAGCCCAGGAUGUAAUUUUGACCAGUGGCUGCAGUCAGGCUAUUGAAUUAGCUUUAGCAGUCCUGGCUAACCCUGGACAGAACAUCCUGGUGCCACGCCCUGGCUUCUCCCUCUACAAAACCUUGGCUCACUCUAUGGGAAUUGAAGUCAAGUUCUACAAUCUCUUGCCAGAAAAAUCCUGGGAAAUUGACCUGAAGCAAAUGGAAUCUCUGGUGGACAACAGGACAGCUUGUCUGAUUGUGAACAACCCAUCCAAUCCCUGUGGCUCUGUUUUCAGCAGAAGUCACCUCCAGAAGAUUCUGGCAGUGGCCUCUAGGCAGUGUGUCCCUAUUUUGGCUGAUGAGAUCUAUGCAGAAAUGGUUUUUGAAGACUGCAAAUAUGAGUCCCUUGCAAAGCUUAGCACUAAUGUCCCAAUCCUGUCCUGUGGAGGCCUUGCCAAGAGAUGGUUGGUGCCUGGCUGGAGGAUGGGAUGGAUUCUGAUCCACGACUGCCGGGACAUCUUUGGAGAGGAGAUCAGGGAAGGCCUCCUGAGGCUGAGCCAAAGGAUUUUGGGGCCCUGCACAGCUGUCCAAGGAGCCCUUGGGCAUAUCUUCCACCACACAUCCCCUGAAUUCUAUCACAACACUCUCAGCUUCCUCAAGUCCAAUGCUGCCCUUUGUUAUGCCGCCCUCUCCACAGUCUGUGGGCUGAAACCUGUCCGGCCCCAGGGAGCCAUGUACCUGAUGGUGGGGAUCGAGAUGGAGCAUUUCCCAGAGUUCGAGAACGAUGUGGAGUUCACAGAGAGGCUCAUUGCGGAGCAGUCGGUCUUCUGUCUACCUGCCACGUGUUUUGAGUACCCCAACUUCUUCCGUGUGGUGAUCACCGUGCCCGAAGAGAUGAUGACAGAGGCUUGCCAGCGUAUCCACUACUUCUGUGAGAAGCACUAUCAAGGGGGAGAGGGGACCCAGGACCUGGAGUGUGACAAGUAGGCCUGAGCACGUGCCCCUAACCUUCUACUCCCUGAGCAGCCUGACUCGGCACCACCAUUCUUGUUCUGGACUCUGAACUGCUAGGGCCUGGCUAGAAGUGGGCUGUCAGUGACACUCCUACCUGCCCAGCAGGCUCAAGUAACUCCUGCAGCAGCCCUGGGCAUGCUUGACAGCCUUCAAUCACCUGCUGAAUGAUUUCUAGAUCCUAUGGGAACCUGUGAGAAGGAACCUGCAAGCCAGAGCAGAAAAUGCCCAACCCUUCCUCAGGCACAGAACUAACCCCAGUGCUACACAGACCUCAAAGAAGGACCAUGAUUUCUCCCCCACCUCAACGGAUUACACCUGCAAUCUGUUUUCUUGUACACACAUUUGAAGUUCAUAAGUUAUUGUAUUUUUGUACGAAUAAAUGCAUGGUAAAUUUCUAA
Messenger RNA from Notechis scutatus (mainland tiger snake), 1995 nucleotides. RefSeq names its product tyrosine aminotransferase (gene TAT). Gene Ontology annotation, biological process: biosynthetic process; L-phenylalanine catabolic process; L-tyrosine catabolic process. Lineage: Eukaryota; Metazoa; Chordata; Lepidosauria; Squamata; Elapidae. The record is from RefSeq and is a predicted model, not a curated record. Gene Ontology annotation, molecular function: L-tyrosine:2-oxoglutarate transaminase activity; pyridoxal phosphate binding.